Messenger RNA from Colletotrichum paranaense, 537 nucleotides. RefSeq lists its product as uncharacterized. Bases 1 to 537 code for a protein of 178 amino acids. The record is from RefSeq and is a predicted model, not a curated record. The transcript has 2 exons. NCBI's taxonomy places the organism in Eukaryota, Fungi, Ascomycota, Sordariomycetes, Glomerellales, Glomerellaceae.
AUGUGCCCCGCUCCAGCUCCCGCUACCGGCGUCGACCCGGGCCUGCGGUAUGCGGGGCAAACAGCUGGUUCGAUUCCUCAACGGCUCAAAGGUCGACGGACUCUGGGGAUAGCGCUGGGUGAUCUUCAGCCCGGCUUAUUUACUGAGCCUUCCUUUGGUCCUUACUGCGUAACUGGAGUCUUUCCUGUGAAGCUGUGUCAGGUUGAGAUGGCAUUAGGGCUCCGCGACACCCUCCCGUCUGGGCAACUGAAAGAUCUCAAGCAGCGGAUCAUUGAUGGUUCUGUUGUAUUAUCAAAGUCAAACGCGACCAACGUGACUUAUCGUAACCACUUUUUGUACUUAUUAGUAGUGAGAUUGCUUUCAGUGGCCUCUGCGGGCGAAUUUUCGUCGCAGUUGGCUCGUUCACACCUAGGAAGACUUUCACAUGCGUCAUUCGUCCCCUGCAGACGCAUGUUUCCUGCCCCGACGAACCCCAUCGAAUCCUCAAAGAUGUUCCCGGCUAAACUAAACAAAGAAGCCAGAGGACUAGGGGUAUAA